CUGAAAAAGUACGACACAGCUAGAAGAAGGAUCAGACAUUUUGUCAAACUUUCCCCAGCGGUUUUUUUAAUAGCAAGUUAGUGUUUGUGUGUUGAAGAUGUUUCGGUGUGGAAUUGCCUACCCAAGGUGUAGAUGGAUCCUGCCACUUCUUUUGCUUUUUGCCGUGAUUUUUGACAUUAUUGCCAUUGCUGCAACAUCUGGCUGGGUCGACGACUCCAAGGCGCAUUAUGCUAAUAUGUGGCAACAGUGCCGAGGAGUAAAGGAACCCUAUGAAUGCAAGUCUCUCAUGGAGUUUGCAUGGGCCAAAGCCGUCGCUGCCCUGAUGAUCAUUGGCCUGAUACUGCUUAUCAUCACAUUCUUUGUGUCCCUUGUGACCCUCUGCACACUGAGGCUUAGUCUGCUGCGUGUCGUGGGACUCCUCCUCCUUAUUGCAGUUGUUUUACAGAUCAUCGCUCUGAUUGUUUACCCAGUGAACUUCAACAACUUAAUCUUCGAGGGACACUACGACUACAGCUGGGCGUACGGCUUCGGUUGGGGGGCAACCAUUAUCAUGCUUGGCUGCUGCAUCCUCUUCUGCUGCCUUCCCAACUACGAAGAUGAGCUGACCGGCAUGGCCAAGACCAAGUAUAUCUACUCCAGAGAUUAGAGACCAGGGGGAGAGGAAGAGGCACACAGACAGAAGCUCUGUUCUGGAACACGCAAGAGCUGUUUUAAUUCCUGGUAAUGCCAGUGUAUGCCCCUUUAUUUGAUGCACUGCGGGCACACACCAGCAUUAUAUUGAAUUAUAACAUCCUAAAGGAGUUUUUCAAGAGGAAAAUGUUUUUGAAUUGCAUUAGUUAUAAGAGUAUUUUCUUUAUAUUUCCAACAGAGACAUUCAGCAGCAAAGGGACUUGGUAGAGUUUUAAAUGGUGCUGUUGCAUUUUAUUGAAUCCAAGGUGAAUCAAAUUCAGAGGUUUCUUCACCAGUUCAAAGAAAUGCAGGGGGACAAGUGUGAGCAAUGAUGCUCAGACAGGUAGCAACGAUUCAUUUGUCUAAUGAGCAUUCUUUUUCCAAGGCAUGUCUGGGAACUGUAAAGAGACUUUUUUUGGCAGGGUGUUUUGUGGGUAAUUUUGAGAUGUGUGUCAGGUAGUGCUGCAUUGUUAGAACUUGGCAAUUAUAUGCAUGUUCAAAUAGGAUAUGAAAGAAUUGAACGUACAGAGGAGAAAACUACCAAGUCCUACAGAAACACUGCUGUUUUAAUGUAAUUAUACAUGGUAACAUUAAACAUACACUUUAGUUUAAAAAUAAAUAAAUAAAAAAUAUUUUUAGUGUCACGUAUUAUUUCAUUUAAAACUUGCUUUGAGCAGUUUUUGCUUAAUGGUACAAGGGGGCUUAAUAAAUAAUUUCCUAAAGGUAAAACUAUGGGCAUUUCUCAGUGGGGCAAAAUAUUUAUUUUUAAGUUGGAUUCAUUUGAUUAAUUAAUUGAUUGAUUAAUUAAUUUUGCUGCUAGGCUACCUCCACCCCGUUUUUGUUUUUUUGGGAGGCUGGUUCUACACCACCCUGUUUUGGAGGCCUGACAGACAUUAGGCCUCACCUCUCAGAGGACAGGUGUAGUCGGGAUAAAAAGGGGACCCUGAUGCUAAACCUUAAGUUUAGCAACAUAGUUGCAGCCCUGUUCCUUGAAUUUUCAUCCAUAUGUUUUGCCCUUUCCUAAAUGCUAACAGCUGCAUUUCCUGGGAUUUUCCCUAACCACUUUUGUUUGCACAUUAGCACAAUUGGACAUGGUAAAAAGCGUGCCAGCCAGCAAAACACAAAUAUAUGUGCAAACAAAACUGUUUUACGUUUGUGAAAUUAUUGCAGUACUGUAACCCAAUGUUAUAGGUGGGAUAUACUUUUUGUGCAAGCACUGUAUUAUUGUUUUUUACAUAAAAUAAACUUUUUCUGAAAAA
This is a messenger RNA of Polyodon spathula (Mississippi paddlefish), 1928 nucleotides long. It is a transcript of the gene perp, whose product is annotated as p53 apoptosis effector related to pmp22. Gene Ontology annotation, biological process: cell-cell adhesion. NCBI's taxonomy places the organism in Eukaryota, Metazoa, Chordata, Actinopteri, Acipenseriformes, Polyodontidae. The transcript has 3 exons. The record is from RefSeq and is a predicted model, not a curated record. Bases 98 to 646 code for a protein of 182 amino acids. Gene Ontology annotation, cellular component: membrane; cell-cell junction.